AAUUCCAAAACGGAAAAAGAAAGAAAAAAGAUUACUAUAUAACACCAUGUCCGUUCAUUCUUGUUCUAUUCUUGUUUCUUCUUCGACCUACCUCUCUCUAUAUCUCUCCCCCGGCAUCGUUAGAAUGGUGAAGGUUUGGGGUUUAGUAGCCAUAGUGCUUAUAGUUUUGGCCGGAAAUGUCUUGUCUUAUGAUCGGCCGGGAACUCGGAAAAAUAUAGUGAUCCAUCCUACAAACGAAGAUGAUCCUACGUUCCCCGAACAGGUGCAUAUAUCUCUGGUUGGGCCAGAUAAAAUGAGGAUAUCAUGGAUAACAAAAGACCCAAUCAUACCAUUCCCGAGUGUUGUUUAUGGCACAGCCUCCGGAAAAUACGAAGGCUUGGCUAAUGGAACGUCGUCGUCGUACCACUACUUGAUGAUUUACCGAUCCGGCCAAAUUAAUGAAGUGGUUAUAGGUCCAUUAAAGCCCAAUACAGUUUACUAUUACAAAUGUGGACGCCCAGGUUCAACUCAAGAGUUCAGUUUCAGGACCCCUCCCUCUCAAUUCCCCAUCAAAUUCGCCGUGUCCGGUGACCUUGGGACAACUGAUUGGACUAAAUCAACAUUGGAACAUGUAUCGAAAUGGGAUCACGACGUGUUCAUCUUGCCUGGUGAUCUAUCGUACGCUAACAUGUACCAACCAAUAUGGGACACUUUUGGUCGCUUGGUGCAGCCACUUGCGAGCCAAAGACCUUGGAUGGUCACUCAGGGAAACCACGAAGUCGAAAAAAUACCUAUCUUACACCAUGAACCCUUCACUGCCUAUAACCAGAGGUGGCGCAUGCCAUUUGAAGAAAGUGGAUCAACCUCGAAUUUGUACUAUUCCUUCAACGUUUAUGGAGUCCACAUUAUCAUGUUGGGGUCAUACACAGAUUUUGAGCCUGGCUCGGAGCAGUACCAAUGGUUAGAAAGUGAUCUUAAAAAAAUAGACCGUAAGACCACACCGUGGUUGAUGGCUGUGGUGCACGCUCCUUGGUACAACACCAACGAAGCUCACCAAGGAGAGAAAGAGAGUGUGCAGAUGAAAGAAUCUAUGGAAACUCUUCUUUAUAAAGCACGAGUCGAUUUGGUUUUUGCCGGUCACGUUCAUGCUUACGAGCGUUUCAAUCGAGUGUACCAAGAUAAGCUCGACAAAUGUGGUCCAGUUUAUAUUAACAUUGGGGAUGGUGGCAAUCUAGAAGGCCUUGCUACCAAGUAUAGAGAUCCAAAUCCCGAAAUGUCAUUGUUCAGAGAAGCAAGUUUCGGGCAUGGUCAAUUGGUUGUCGAGAAUGCGACUCAUGCACAUUGGGAAUGGCAGAGGAACGACGAUGAUGUGUCCGUCGAAAAGGAUUCGGUCUGGUUAACCAGUUUCUUAGCCAAUCCAUCAUGUCAUAUUUAGACCUUCUCUGGUUCGUGUUAUUGAAUCAUGUUGUUAGGAUAUAUGUGUGCCAGACUAUAUAUGUUAAAUGUCGAUGUAGAAUCGAAUAUGCUAAAUUGCUUAUAUGGUAUUGAGUAUCGACAACAACAAAAAAGAAAAAGAAAAAUUAAUGUAUUUAACGUUAACGUUUAAAAGUUUAGAUGUGCAAUGAUAA
Molecule: messenger RNA, 1607 nt
Organism: Capsella rubella
Lineage: Eukaryota; Viridiplantae; Streptophyta; Magnoliopsida; Brassicales; Brassicaceae
Product: probable purple acid phosphatase 20
Exons: 6
Coding region: 47-1414 (455 amino acids)
Molecular function (GO): acid phosphatase activity; metal ion binding
Source: RefSeq, a predicted model, not a curated record